GCCGUUGUAAAGACGCACAUAAACACUGGAUAUACAUUCGGUAUUUACAUAUUUACACUUUAAAAGACGGUUAUUAUGAUGCAAAAAUGAAGUUUAUUCGCAACAGAGCCUUUAUAUGAAAUGUUAGACAUGUUUGUUGACUUAAAUCCGGUGUUUUUUAUUGAAAUCUGUGAGGCGGAAGUGAGGAGAAUACAAUAACACGUUGCUUAUGCGCAUAUUUUACACUAUUUUGGCCGGUGUCUCUUCAUGUUUUGAAUUUUGAGUUGUUUAUACGGAUUUUAAAAGGCAAUAAUGAAGGUUUUAGAGAGAAAUGUGGUUCGUCUCGCGGUCGUUCAACAUCUUCGGGCCGUUUAUGGAUUGAAAAUAAAAAAUUGGAAUAAAAACAGGAGCAAACAGACACCAGUGAACACGGUGAGGGUGUUUGGGGUUGCACUCGAAAGUCUGCCACACUGUCAUGUGCUGGACUAUGGAGACAUACCCUGCUUUAUAGUAGAUGUUUGUUCGUGCCUCAUGGAGCAUUUGGACACAGAGGGCCUCUUCAGAAAAUCAGGCUCUGUUGUUCGGGUCAAGACCCUCCGGGGCAAACUGGACCAGGGUGAGGACUGUCUGGCCACUGCUCUGCCGCUGGACAUCGCUGGACUUCUGAAACAGUUUUUCAGGGAGCUUCCCGAGCCGGUUCUGACCGUAGAUCUGCACAGCGCUUUCCUGAAGGCCCAGGAGCUGCCCACCGAAGAGGAGAGGACCUCAACCACGGUUCUGCUGUCCUGUGUGCUGCCCGACAGGAAUUUAAACACGCUGCGCUAUUUCUGCAGUUUCCUGAAGAGUGUCUCUCAACGCUGUGCUGAGAAUAAGAUGGACAGCAGUAAUCUCUCAGUCAUCUUUGCACCGAAUCUCUUUCACUGUGGAGACGGCACGGAGAAACUGAGCAGCAGCACAGAGAAGAAACUCAAGCAUCAGACAGCCGCUGUGCAGUGUCUCAUAGACAACGCUCAACACUUAGGUGUGGUUCCUCAGUUCCUGAUGGAGAAGGUUCCAGCCAUGUUGGGUUGUGAUUUCGGGAUCUUCUCACCAUCUACAGUGUCUCUAGAGGAGAGCAAAACUCACUCUGACAUGAAGAAAAGCAACAUGCGCAGUUUAGGAGACGUGGUAAAUGGAGCUCUGAAUAAGUUUAAAACUAGUAGAACGCCAACAAAUACUCCUCAGUCUGACGGAGCAGUGUUCUCCACAGCGACUCCUGUCAUCAUGACUCCAAACACGAAGCGGAAACUUCCUGUGGAGUCGGCACGGACUCUCGGGUUCUCCAAUAAGAAACGGAGGUCUAUCAAGAAGAACCUCGGCCUGGAGCUGCUGCCAAACGCUCUGUUUGGAGGAACAUCUACACCAGGAUCAGCACACAGUGCAGGAGGGGUUCUGGACUCAUCUCACAACGGUUUUCUGUCUUCUGUGGGCAGAAACUCGCGUCUGUCCAGCAGUUCAGCGAGGAGGAAGUGCAAACGACUGAGAGAUCAGAGUGUGAGCAGAGUUGAAUCGGGGAAAGCAGGCUGUUUCUCUCCCAGAGUCCAAAAGAAAGAGCCCACGAGGAAAUCUCUGCGUCUGCGCUUCAGUCUGGGCAAAUCCAGCCGAGAGUCUGUGCCUCUAUUUCAACAGAACCUCAUUACACAUUCACAACUGGGGCCGAAGGGGUCAGAGGUCAUAGGGUGGCGCCUAGCAACACAAGAGAGCUGCACCGGUUUUAACUUCACCACAGAGUCUCCCUUUAGUCCGGCUGUUUUAAACAAGAGUCCCUCAAAAGGCUCCAAGUUUAUCAGUAAAUCUGAGGAUAACCUUCUGACCCCACAGUGUGAUUCUACAGACCCCAGGAGCGCGUGGAGUGGAGACGCUCCUGAUGCAGCGCCGACCUUCACCACAGACUCAUUCUCUGACACACCCGUGAGCGUAUGCCGCUCUGUGCCCGCCAUCGUUGUGAGCAAACCCCUCUGCUGUGCCUCGAACGAUAGCAGUGGCUCAGAUUCGUUCAACGAGGAGCGAACUCACACUGGGCCGAAUCUACUGACAGUGAAACGAGUUUUCGGCGAGUCCGCCAGUGAUCUUCGCAGCAUCAUUAAUGACCAGAGAGACAACCUUGAUACAACAUCUGAAGCGGUUGCUUCUGAGGUGGCCACAGAAACCUCACCCAAGUCAAUGGAAAGUUCUAGCAAGUGUAUUUUGGAUGAUCACAAUAUGACGUUUGGGCAGCUUGAGAUGGCUCCUUUGUCGCCUCUACACAUAGACAGCACUCUCUUUGAUACUGAGCCCAGAGAGCUGGCGGAGAUCACCCACAACGGCUGUCUUUGUCUUGAAAAUAAGAGGCUGUUCGAGGCUACGGCUCGUUCUGGAGAUUGCAGUCAACUUAUCGAUGCUUUAGACAUCCAAAGUCCUGUGGCCUUCCGACCGGACACGUCCAUCAGGGUUCAAUCGACCCCAUGCGCGACAAGAACGCAAACGGAAGUCAGUACGCCUCCGCCGCGUGAGCUCAAAGCGUCUACCUUGGGCGACUGUCCUCCAAAUCGAGACCUGCCGCAGAACUGCCCAAAUACCAAAAUGCGGCGAUUGAAAGUGGCCGACCAGAUUAAACGUUUCGACAUGUUGACGCUCACAUCACCCAAAGCCAAAGUGGUCCGAUCUCCUCUGAAGUUCCAGCGUACGCCCGUUCGGCAGUCCGUGAGGAGGAUAAACUCUUUGUUUGGAGACCGGAAAGACGCUAGGAUGGGCUGGUGUGCCAGUCAAAGCACCGCCGUGCCAAAGGCAGUGAGUUUAGAGAGCGGUUUGUGCACCUCAAAACCCAAACCUCCAGUUCCUCCCAAAAAACCCUGCGCCGUCAAACGUGCCACACUAGAAGACGUCACCAAUAGGGUACCAAAGGCAAAAGCGCUCUCAGCCAAUAAGAAUGCUCCAACUGACUACCCCAAAUCUCUCUGUCUUGAACUGGCCGAAAAAGAUUCAAGUCGCUAUCGAGGUUCACCCAAAAACCCGCUUUCAGAAGGAAGACUUUUGCCAGUGAUGAAACCCAUCGACCUGUAAGACUGGACAAAUGUCCAGGACGGAUCACCGGAACAUUAAUCAUUUCUUCUGCGGGUGCUUUCCUAAUUUGCAUCUCUUGUAUUCAAGGGUCUUAAUGUAUUUUUCUAGAGUGAGCGUUGAUUGAUUAAGAGCCCCGUCUGCAAUCGUCUACGUUCCUUUGUGUUCCUAACCUAACCCUAACCCUUUAUCCAUUCCUUACGAAAAUUAACCGUAAUUUUGUAGUAAAACCAAAGCAACCACUUAAUAUACCACAGUUUUACCAUCGUUAACCUAUGCUAGUUACUGUAAAACCACAGUAACCGCAAUUUACCACGAUUUUACUACAGUAAAUGCAUAAUUGUUUUUAAAAGAACGCUUCUUACCAUAAAAAUUGUUACUACAGUCAAAGUUACUGCCGUUUUACUAUAAGCAAACAUGGUUCAUUUACAUAUUGUGGCCAUUUUUUAUGGUAUUUGUACUACAAAUGUAAGUUGGUGUUACUAUAGUAACCGUGUUUUGUGGCAGAAUUAUUGUUUAUUUGGUGGUUUUGGUUUUCCUGUAUGAUAUAACUUUUAUCAUGAUUGUUAUGGUUAAAAUAUGGUUACUGUAGUAAAUCCUACAAAAUACCAUAGUUGAGUUUAUUGCCGUAGUAAAAUCAUGGUUAAUUUCCUUAAGCGAUGGAUGAUUGAGUUCGACUGAUAGUGGAUUUUGCCGAUGCGAUAACUAAGGUGGUGGGAAAUGCUCAUAACAGAUUAAUCGACUGAUUGUUUUUCAAAUAUAUUUAUAAAAUGUAAAAAAACGAAAACUUUCUUUAUUAUGGCGGGCAAAGACAAAGAUUCCAAAGUGAAUACAACUCCAGAUGCAGAUUUUUGUUCAACCAUUAUCCCGAUGAUAACCAGAAAACAUUAUUUGGGCAAGAUUUGGUGCACAAAGUGGGACUUUUAAGAAUGAACAAGCCCAAAACACUUCAGGGACUCUUAUUUUGAAAAGACUAAAUCAUGAAUAAACAAUCGGCUUCUAUCGACAUUGAUUUUUGCUGAUAACCGAUAGUUCUAAAAGGCAACUAUCGGCACCGAUUAAUCGGUGAAACCAAUAUAACGUUCUACCUUUAUUGGAGGUAGUGGCUUUUUUUUUAUCAAUUAAUUUGUAAAACCGAUAUAUAAAAAAAGAAACUAUCGGCACUGAAUAAUCGUGCUGAUAUUUGCUUUUUACUGAUGAAUUUGUAAAACCUAUAUAUCGGUCUCUAAUGGAGGUAGUUUAUGUUAUUAACAGAUUAAUCAGUGCUGAUAGUUGCUUUUACAGAUUAAUCAUAAAACCGAUAUAUCAGUCUCUCUCUAAUGGAGGUAGUUUAUGUUUUUAACACAUUAAUCAGUGCCGAUAGUUGCUUUUUUUAACUGGUUAAUCUGUAAAACCGAUAUAUCAGUCUCUCUCUAAUGGAGGUAGUUUAUGUUUUUAACACAUUAAUCAGUGCCGAUAGUUGCUUUUUUUAACUGGUUAAUCUGUAAAACCGAUAUAUCGGUCUCCCUCUAAUGGAGGAAAUGUAUGUUUUUAACAGAUGAGUCCGUUCCGAUAUUUGCUUUUUACCAAUAUAACCGGUCUCUAAUGGAGGUAGUUGCUUUUUUACUGAUUAAUGAGUGGCGAUAGUUGGCCAAACAUUCAUACCGAUAGUUUUUUGUAUAUUCCUCCGUGUUCCUCUUUGGCCUCUAGAGGUGAAAUAAAAACACUCACCGAUAGACAAUAUUCAUCCAUAUUUUUAUUCUUCAAUGUAAUUUGGUUAUUUUGGUUAGAUAACUGUUUUGAUAAGGGCUUGUACAAACUUCCACUUUUUUUCUGGUUAUUAUUGAUAAUUUGGUUUCACAAUAAACAGCAUCUGGGAUUUUAUAAAUGUUGUAGUCUUGUAGGUUCUAUGUCUGUGCCCAUCAUUGUAAGGAAAGGCUAAGAACGUGUUUUAACAUUGUAUACAUUUAUUUUAAAAACUAUCGCCCGAUUAAUCUGUCAUCUGCCUUUUCCAUCCCCUCAGUUAUCGUAUGGGUAAAAUCCACAAUCGGUCGGCCUCUAAUGGAUAAAGCUAUAGGAAGGGAACUCAAAACUAUAUGUGAAGGUAAUCAAAUUAUUAUUUUUGGGGCUCCGUAAAGAGGUGAAUAUUCUGAUAUUUUAGUCAAAUGAUCGAGUGAAAAUGGAUGUCUGUACGUUAGAUUGGUUAUUUUGGGGGGGAGUGUCUUAUUUACCUUUUUAUUUAUAUUUUAUGCAAAACUUCUUGUGAAGGCCUUAAAGACCACGUUCUCAUGGAAAUAUAUGAAGAUGUCAAACAGUGUUCUAGUCGUAUGUCAUAUCCUCACUGCUGUCUUUAUUUUCGGUCAUUUGUAAACAUGUGUUUCUUAAUUUGUUACUGGAUUUGAA
Molecule: messenger RNA, 5439 nt
Organism: Xyrauchen texanus (razorback sucker)
Lineage: Eukaryota; Metazoa; Chordata; Actinopteri; Cypriniformes; Catostomidae
Product: rho GTPase-activating protein 11A-like
Exons: 12
Coding region: 292-3060 (922 amino acids)
Biological process (GO): signal transduction
Source: RefSeq, a predicted model, not a curated record